UGACGCCGCUUUGGAGUGGGACGCUAGAUUGGGCUCACAUGCAACAAUACCUGCGCUAAGCGGUAUCCCUAGUACGUCGUCUCUAUUGCCCCAUCCGAACACGUAGCACAUACGCCGCGCGUCACGGCUGCGUUGUUGGUUCAACACCCUCGUUACAUGCUUCAAGCCCGAGGCUUGUGCGAGCCUGCGUCCGCCAAGCCGCGUGUACUCGGCACCGACGGAAACGAUGCUGCGGGCCAGCUCGCUGUCCGGCAGCGAGCACCGGGGCUCCUCCCACUCAAGUGAGAGAGCUGGCAGGGCCAAGUCACCCAAACGGGUGGCGAUUAUUGGAUCAGGACUUUCGGGCCUGAUGUGUGCGUAUACCCUCGCAAAUGCAGCAAAGGACGACGCAGCCGCCUCAGAAUCGGAGAAACGGUUACCAAUGUUUCAAGUCCACAUCUUCGAGAAGGCGAAGUCUCUGGGACUGGACAGCAAUAGCAUAUUAGUCAAGGAACCUGCUGGCAAGAGAUCGAUUCGCGUCGACGUGCCGAUGCGUUCGUUCAACUCGGGAUAUUAUCCUGAACUGCUCUCCUUAUACCGUCAGCUGGGAAUCGCAGUCGAGAAAUCAAACUUUACCUAUUCUUUUGCUUCUCUGGAACCUCAUGCAACAGCGCGGACGCCAUCGGAGCGUCGAGGGGCGCCAGUUCCUGACUUCAUCUACAACGGCCACUCAGGUGUUCACGGCUUUGGCAUGCCUUCGAGUCUAUUGAAGCUACUCCCGUCGCGCGCAACAUUUCGUUCGCCGUCCAAAGCGCUCAGUUACGUCAAGAGUGAGCUGCCCGUCGCAGUUUGGGCGUUACGAGACUACCUUGCCUUGGUGCUUUUCUUCGCGAUGUGCUACUUUCAACUUCUUUUCUACGCGCUCUUCCAUCACUUGUUGGGGCAUACGCGUGACCCGACCCACCCUCUUGCAUCUCGGCGAUUGGGCGAAUGGUCCUCUUCUGCGCACAUCAACACUCGUUUCAUCGAUGAUGUCAUCAUUCCACUCUUUAGCGCAGUCAUGACAUCCCAAGCCGACAGUGUGCGCAACGCGCCAGCGGCGGAAGUGCUGGAGUACGUCGCAUGCACAUUUCUGCGCUCGCACUAUACUGUUCAAGCAGGCGUACACGAAGUGCAGAAGGCCCUGUCGAAGCCGCUGUCGAAAGAAAGUAUCCAUACCGGAGCACAAGUCUUUGAAGUCUCCGACUGCGCAUCUGCCGUAGGGGUUGGCGGCAGGACGUUUUCGCUUCUCGUACGUGAUGUGGAAGGUCAUCUUCAGCUCUACGAGGAUUUCCACCACUGCAUCUUUGCGACGCAAGCAAGUCAGUCUGCCGAUUUCCUGAGAAAGUAUCUCCAGCGUUCUUCGAGCGUCGACAGCGGCAGGGAUGCGAUUCAAACGCAGCAAUUGCGGCAGAUGGUUCAACAGCUGGAACAAUUUCGCUACGAGCAUUCCUCAGUCAUCAACCAUACCGAUCAAUCGAUGAUGCCCCCUUCCAAGCGCGACUGGCGAGACCUGAAUCUCGUAUCGCCUAGCAUGCUUGGCGUCAAUGGCGCAGCGCACACUAAGGAGCUUGAUGACUCCGACGAUGAUGAUAACCGCAGCGCACCGCGCGGUCGAACACUCAGCGAAGGCCAGACGCAGACGAUGGCCACGCACCUCAUCGCACAAGACUUUCCGUCACCCAAUGGACCGCAACUGCUCAUGCAGACGACCAAUGCCCUUCGCGGCAUGACGCCGCGGCAGGAGACUGUGCUCAGUAUCAGUAAUUUCCAGCGAGCGAUCGUGACGAUCGAAGGCAAGGCGGCGCAGAAGGGCUUAUUUGACUGGGUCCGACAGUCCGAGGCGACCAGCGCAGUGAGAAAGUCAUCGCGCCAACAUCGCUUGAUGAAAUUGCUGCGUGACCCACUAGGCGUGCGAUGGCAGCUUCGCCUAGGCGAUUUGCAAGGUGGCUGGCAAAGACGACUGUCGACGCGCCAACUGCGGCGGGAGGUCGAUGGAGGAGGGGAAGCAGGGGGGCAACUAUGGGUCUGUGGUAGUUGGUCGCCUGGUAUUCCGCUACUCGAAGGUUGCGUACGGAGCGCAAGACUCGUGUGCGAGGAGAUUAUGAGGCAAGAGGGUAUUUAAUAAUUUCCCCCUUAAUGAAUGCUAAUGAUACAACAUGAUAGCAACCUGCAGAGCCGCAGCGCAACCUUAGUCACGCCGGCUUUACGAAAUCGCCCACCGCAAUGUCUCGCGCUCCUUGCGCGCUGCUUCCGCUGCUUCGGCGUUGAAGAUGCGAUUCUGCCGCUUCGCUUCCUCAGUCCAACGCCCUUUUGUGCCAUGGUUGAGCCUGGUGAGGAUGAUGGACGCCAUGCCUCUCGAGAGAUUCUCCAAUUUUGGUUGUCCAUCAGUAUCACCACUG
This is a messenger RNA of Tilletiaria anomala UBC 951, 2420 nucleotides long. RefSeq lists its product as uncharacterized. Gene Ontology annotation, molecular function: oxidoreductase activity. The transcript is spliced from 3 exons. Lineage: Eukaryota; Fungi; Basidiomycota; Exobasidiomycetes; Georgefischeriales; Tilletiariaceae. Bases 227 to 2143 code for a protein of 638 amino acids. The record is from RefSeq and is a predicted model, not a curated record.